Molecule: messenger RNA, 468 nt
Organism: Rotaria sordida
Lineage: Eukaryota; Metazoa; Rotifera; Eurotatoria; Philodinida; Philodinidae
Source: the annotation of a GenBank genome assembly
AUGUUCUUUACUGCUUUUGAAGAUCUCUCUAAUGAACUUUUCUAUGAAAUAUUUGAAUUUCUUGAUUCUUAUCAUGUGUUUGAAGCUUUUCAUGAUCUCAAUAAACGAUUUCAAAAUCUUCUUGUUAAUUCAAAUCUUCCAAUUAAAAUCAAUAUUUCAUCUAUAUCAAAAUAUAGAUUUCGACGUUAUUUGACACAUUUUAUCAUACCUCACACUAAUCAAAUUAAAUCAUUAAGACUAUUCAAUCCAUUUGCUGCUGAUAUAAGUUUAUUACUAUUUCCAAUAAUGACAAAUUUAACUCGACUUGAGUCAUUAACUAUAAAUAAUAUUGAAUAUAAUUAUAUUGAAGAAAUUAUAAAUCAUUUAUCCUCUUUACCUGUUUUAUCUUCAUUAAUUAUUAUAUCAAUUGAUUAUAUGAAAAAAAUCAAAAUGAUAUUUAUCAGAAAAUAUUUCGUUUAUCUGCACUGA